Jaculus jaculus (lesser Egyptian jerboa) is the source of this 2411-nucleotide messenger RNA. RefSeq names its product docking protein 1 (gene Dok1). Gene Ontology annotation, biological process: cell surface receptor protein tyrosine kinase signaling pathway; positive regulation of MAPK cascade. NCBI's taxonomy places the organism in Eukaryota, Metazoa, Chordata, Mammalia, Rodentia, Dipodidae. The transcript is spliced from 5 exons. The coding region runs from base 571 to 1998 and encodes 475 amino acids. Gene Ontology annotation, cellular component: cytoplasm. The record is from RefSeq and is a predicted model, not a curated record.
ACCCUCCCGGCUCAAUGAAGCCUUCUCUUCCCGCAGGUUGGGAGCCCGGCGGCUGCGGUCAGAGAACUGGACUGGCCAGCGGCCUCAGGAUGACUGGGCGGCCCGGGUGGCCGCUCCAGGGCGGCGGGAAACCUUCCAGCCCCCAACCCCUCUCCACAGCCCGGAUUAGGCGGAGUGUAAAUAGUCCAGUCCAACUCGGGCUGGCUUAAAGGUAGGGCCUGCUAAGGAAACUGAAGUCCCGAGGGCCCACUUGGCCACUGUGGUGCCGCGAGUGAUGUCACGGCCUUUACUCCGAUGUCACGUUAAGCACGUGACGUCACUCGUAGCUCCCCCGCUCAGGACCAUCUGGCUGAAAUCGCAAAGUUUCUCUGGGUGGAGCGGCUGCGCGCCCCCCAGCAGAAGAGUGCCGGUCGGCUUGUGCCGGGAACCAGGCGCUUGGUCGCGUCUCUUCCUCCCCCACCGCGGCCGCCGGGGCAGAGGAGGGGCUGGCCGCCUCGGGCAGGGCCGUCCCGCCCCGGCCCCGCCUUCCGCCCUCGGGGCCAGGAAGCGCGGAAGGGCCCUCGAGGGGCCAUGGACGAGGCUGUGAUGGAAGGGCCGCUCUUUUUACAAAGUCAGCGUUUCGGGACCAAGAGAUGGAGGAAGACUUGGGCUGUGCUCUACCCGGCCAGUCCGCACGGCGUAGCCCGGCUGGAGUUCUUUGACCACAAGGGGUCGAGCUCCGGAGGCGGCCGAGGAGGCUCGCGCCGCCUGGACUGCAAAGUGAUCCGUCUCGCUGAGUGUGUGAGCGUGGCCCCUGUGGCGGUGGAGAGCCCUCCGGAGCCCGGCGCCGCUGCUUUCCGCCUGGACACUGCGCAGCGGUCACACCUGCUAGCGGCGGACGCUGCGUCCAGCGUUGCCUGGGUGCAGACGCUGUGCAGAACCGCCUUUCCGAACGGCAGCUGGGCCUCGGUGCAGGUGGAGAAUGCGCCUAAACUUUCUGCCCUGGAGAUGCUGGAGAACUCACUGUACAGCCCCACCUGGGAAGGAUCCCAGUUCUGGGUAAUAGUGCAGAGGACUGAGGCUGCCGAGCGCUGCGGACUGCAUGGCUCCUACAUGCUGAGGGUAGAAGCAGAGAAGCUGACUCUCCUGACGAUGGGGACUCAGAGUCAGGUCCUGGAGCCGCUCAUUUCCUGGCCCUACACUCUGUUGCGACGAUAUGGCAGGGACAAGGUCAUGUUUUCUUUUGAGGCUGGUCGCCGCUGCUCCUCUGGCCCUGGAACCUUCACUUUCCAGACGACACAGGGCAAUGCCAUCUUUCAGGCAGUUGAGACUGCCAUCCAGCAGCAAAAGGCUCAAGGAAAGGUCAGACAGGGACAUGAUAUCUUCAGAACCGACUCCCAUGAAGGGGAGGUGGCUGAGGGGAAGUUGGCCUCUCCUCCUGGUCCCCAAGAGCUCCUGGACAGUUCCCCAGCUUUGUAUGCUGAGCCCUUAGACUCCCUGCGCAUUCCUCCAGGCCCUUCCCAGGAUUCCCUAUACUCAGACCCCCUGGACAGCACCUCUGUUCAGGCAGGGGAGAGGGUACAUUUCAAGAAACCUCUCUAUUGGGACUUGUAUGAGCAUGCACAGCAGCAGUUGCUGAAGGCCAAGCUGACUGACCCCAGGGAGGACCCCAUCUACGAUGAACCUGAGGGCCUGGCACCAGCUCCUCCCAGGGGCCUUUAUGAUCUGCCUCAGGAACCCAAGGAUGCGUGGUGGUCCCAGGCUCGGGUGAAGGAGGAGGGUUAUGAGCUCCCCUACAAUCCUGCCACUGAUGACUAUGCUGUGCCACCUCCUCGAGGCACUAAGCCCCACCCUGUUCCCAAGCCCCAGGGCCUAGCUUUCCUUGAACCUGAUACUGCAAGUGGUAAUGGCAGCAAAGGCCACAGUUCAGAUACUGCUCUGUACAGCCAGGUCCAGAAAAGUGGGGUCUCCAGAGUAGUGACUGAUAGGACUGGAGUCAAGUCAGAAGGCUCCACCUGAGAUAGUAUCUAAUAGAAGGUUUAUGGGGUGGCACUGGGGAUAACAGAAACCUGUUAGAGCCAGUAGGAACGAGAGGGCGGGAGAGGCCCAUGUGAGGCCAGGGGAUUCUAAGGGUCAAGGGAAGGAUAUUCAGUCAUAGGAAGUUAUAGGAAUUAGAGAACGUCUGGCAGAGCUGAGGGAUGUGCUCUGGGGAGUGUCAGCACUCCUAAGCUAUCCCUCCCCCAAGAGACUGGAAAGCUGACAGACCAGACCUAUGAGAAAAGGGAACUUGGGUCAGAGGGUACAGUUUUUUGGGGGGAGGGCUGGAUGGCUUUUUUCUGGAUCUUUAUUCCUAAAUUGUUACUGUCAUAUAUACAUAUAUAUAAAUACUUAAAUUAUAAAAGUUUUCAUUAAAAUCAGCUUGCAUUUAAGAA